Messenger RNA from Camponotus floridanus (Florida carpenter ant), 1754 nucleotides. RefSeq lists its product as uncharacterized. The transcript is spliced from 8 exons. Bases 274 to 1620 code for a protein of 448 amino acids. The record is from RefSeq and is a predicted model, not a curated record. Lineage: Eukaryota; Metazoa; Arthropoda; Insecta; Hymenoptera; Formicidae.
GUGCUAUAGUAUGUAUUGAAAACGUGGCACACUGCAAAAAACAGAAUAUUCCAAUUAUUAUUGGACGCGAAUUUUUGGAAAAGGAAGAUUUAUUUAAUAUGCCUUGCUCAUCAUCAUUGCUUGGGGUUUAUUCCGUAAAAUCAUUAUCAGAUUUGAAAUCAUGGCCAUUGAAAAAUGUGAUAAAAAAAUAUGUCAAAUUACCAUAUGAAAAUGUUAAAUACGCAGUUUUUCCAUUAAUACACAAUGAAGUAAUUAAUAUUCAUUGACACAGAAAUGACUGAUAAAUUUUAUGCAAUCGUGGAAUUCGAAGAUGGACUACAAAUUAUACCAAAUAAUUGGUUAAGUGGAGACUUAAAGAAAGCUUUUUGGCCAAAUUUUACAAACAACAAGCGGUAUGAUAAAGCAGUUAAAUUGAGGGAGGAGCCAGAAUAUACUUGGUUGGAGCAUCCUAUUCGAAAAAUAUAUGGAACAUUUCAAAACUAUGGAGUGGCAAGGAAAAAGUUAAAAGAUGCCGAAGAAUUAUCCGACAUUAACUCUGGCCCUGAUAUAGAAGAAAAUUUAAAAAGGUCGAGAAAAAUUAGAGCCGCUAAAAUUGUUGACGAAACAAGUAACGAUACUGAUGAAUCAUUAGACGAAAUGAUACAAGUCUCAGAAAUUCCAAAGUUUCCAAACAAGCAUUCGAUGACUGCAGAAACCAGUAAAACAUCAAAAAUUACAGAAAAUGCAUCAAAAAAUGUUAAUAAUUUGGAAAGAAAAUAUACAGCAACACAAAGAAGCAACAUAAAGAAGUUUGCAAACAUAAACACAAAUAUAGAAAAAGGAACAGAUGAUUCAUCUUUACAUUGCAAUAAAAAUUUGAUUGACGCACCGGUAGAACAAUCGUUUGAUGAAACCGACGAUGAAGUUUAUGUACAAUUUCCAAUUCAACUAGAAAAUAAAACAUCGUCAAAUUUAUCAAUUCAUAAGCAAGCUCUGCAUUGCAAUGGAAAUGUGCUUGAUGCAUCCGCGGAACAAUUGUUUGAUGAAGUCGAUGAAGUUAAUGCAAACAUGCCAAUUCAAUUGAAAAACAAGGCAUCAUCAUCAAAUUCAUUGAUUAAUAAGCAAGAAUCUGAACCGUACGAACGAUUUGUCAUCCAUAAACUUAUAAGUUUAGAAUUAAAACUAAACUCUAUAGAAAGAUGUCAAAAACUUAUUCUAAAGAAAAUUUCAAUCGACACUUUUGAAGCCAAAAAAAAAGAAACAAUAGAUAUCUAUCAAGAUUUACCGUUAAAAACUGAAACUGAUUUACAAUCAAUGGAAAACAAAUUAAAUAAUGAUUCAUUAUAUCGAAAUGAAAUGGUUAAACAAUUAGUCCAUGUUACAUGCCAGGAUCUGAGGACUUCUUGUAUACGUCUUAUGAAAAUAAUUUUUGCAAAUGAACUGGCCGUAAAUUAUAGUUGGUACGGAGCAAAAAAGAAAGAAAAUUUUUCCAAAUUGCACAUAUGCAAAGUUAUUAUGAGUGCAGUAAGAAAAUUGCACAUUAAUGCUACAGAUGAACAGAUUUCAGCUCCAAUAAAAAUAUGGUUGGCUCAUGCCAAAGAGCGUAUGCAGAGACAAACAUUGAAUAGUGAAAAGGAUUAAACUAGUACUUCGUUGAGUUUUUCUUGUCUUUUCUUGAAUCUUUAUAAUUUAUAAUUUGUUUUGAGUUAUUGUUGAUAACGUUUAUAAUGAUGAUUAUCCGUCCUUUUUAUUUUAAGUAGAUAUUCUUUUAGAUU